Molecule: messenger RNA, 880 nt
Organism: Phytophthora infestans T30-4
Lineage: Eukaryota; Oomycota; Peronosporomycetes; Peronosporales; Peronosporaceae
Exons: 2
Coding region: 134-880 (248 amino acids)
Source: RefSeq, a predicted model, not a curated record
UGAGCUGCUCAGCUUCAAGAUGCGUGAGCGAGUAGGCAGCGGUGGCUCCCGCACGUCCGACGUGGAUCCCCGCGAGGAGCUCGAGGAGCUGUUGGAGGUGCGCCUGACCGGGGGCAGCAACGGUAGCAGUAAAAUGCUCCUGCCCGUGGUCUCCUCUCACCACCGAAGCGCUGACGAUGACGACGAUGACAACGACAAAGAAGGGAAGCGCCGGAGGCGAGGCAACAUUUCGGACUGGCUGAACCGACUGCGCGCCGCCACAUUAUCGCGCCUGCUGGUGUCUCCCAGAGGUGCUCGCUCCGUGUGGAAGUGCGUGCUGCUACUGAGCGUGUUAGUACUGCUGGUGAUCGGCGGCUCGACGCUGCUGGCAUUGGAAGUGGUGGGAAGAAUGCGAUUUAGCGGAUACUUUGUGCCACAGCGUGGUCACAAUGGACUGUUGGGCUUCUACCACGAGAUGGACGUCGACAUGCAGGCACUGAAGGACACAACAGAUAGAUCGGAGGGGAAACUGUUCCCUGCUUCAGCAUUAAACCCAAGAGAAGUAAAAGCGUGGGUGGCUGAGCGCAGGAAACGCACCAACGGGCGCAAAUUCUUAGUAGGAUGCACUUCACAUUGGAAAGGAUACGUGUUGCGCUCGUUCCUGUCUCUCUUUGAGGAGCUCAAGACUGAGCAUGGGUGGGAAGACCUCGACACAUCCAAGGACCCGAUGAAAGUGAUUUACGACAUGGAUCGGAAACGCGCCCCCAGCGUCAUGCUCUUCUCGCCUACUUCCACGAACUGCGUGCACUGGGCACGAUCAUCGCAGUAUGGAACGACGACUUGCACUACUACGACCAAUUUAAUCCCAUCGUCUUACGUGAUGAAAUACUGUCAAAGGUAG